GUGUCGCGUUAUCUCCUAUGCUGAUGCUGAUUGAAAAGAACUCGGAUACUUUUUGGGUGCAAAUAUAUUGAAAUAAAUAUUAAAAGCCUUGACAGUACUCAAUUGCCCGACGACGCGUGCCUGUGUGCAAUUAAUUUAAAUCCAUCGAGGGGUACAAUAAUUCUCAACAGUUUUUGUGUGUCAGUGCCAAAGCUAUAGAUCGAUCGAUCCGAUCGUUGUCUGACCAAGAAAAUAACACCAGCAGCUCGACGGAGUGGGAACGUUCAACGGCACCAGGAUGAUACCGAUACUCGAGAAACUGAGCGGGUUCUAUAAUUCCUAUGUUCUGGCCGUACUCACCAUCGGCUACAUUCUCGGUGAGCUGGGUCACUAUCUCAUUGGGGUCACCUCCAAGCAAACGGCAAUUGAGUUGGACUAUGGCGAUCAUGCUUGUCAGCAAAACACAUCGAUGUUUAAUCGCCAUGAACUACCCACUCAGUGCUCGGCUGUGGGGAACGAAAGUAGCUGCUAUGCCCUGGACUUCAAUGGCACCGGGUACUGCGAGUGGAACUACAAUGGUCUGGGAAUCGACUACCAGAUCCUAGCCGGACCCACCUUCAUCCUAAUCUUUACCAUCGCGGGCGUGUUCAUGGGCUUUGCAGCCGACAAGUACAAUCGCGUCAAGAUGCUGACCGUAUGCACGGUGAUCUUUGGCAUUGCCAUGAUCCUCCAGGGAACUGUCAAGGAGUACUGGCAGCUGGUCCUUUUGCGUAUGGUAAUGGCAGCUGGCGAGUCGGGUUGCAAUCCCCUGGCUACGGGCAUCAUGUCCGACAUCUUUCCGGAGGAUAAAAGAGCUCUGGUCAUGGCCAUUUUUAAUUGGGGCAUCUAUGGAGGCUACGGUAUUGCUUUUCCUGUGGGCCGCUACAUCACCAAGCUGAAUUUCUGGAACCUGGGAUGGCGUGUUUGCUAUUUGGGCGCCGGUGUGUUAACGGUGAUCAUGGCUGCCUUGACAGGAACUACCCUACGUGAGCCAGAGCGCAAGGCCAUUGGCGAGGGUGACCGACAGACGUCAAGCGGCAAACCAGUGAGCCUGUGGCAGGUAAUCAAAAGUCCAGCCAUGAUCAUGCUGAUGAUAGCCGCCUCCAUUCGUCAUUGCGGUGGAAUGACUUUUGCAUAUAACGCCGAUCUCUACUACAACACAUACUUUCCCGAUGUUGACUUGGGCUGGUGGCUCUUUGGUGUUACCAUUGGCAUUGGCAGCGUGGGUGUGGUUGUAGGUGGCAUUGUGUCUGACAAGAUUGUUGCCAAGAUGGGCAUUCGGUCACGUGCAUUUGUACUGGCUGUCAGCCAGCUGAUUGCCACGCUGCCUGCCUUCGGUUCGGUCUACUUCGAUCCGCUGUGGGCUAUGAUCACGCUGGGUCUGAGCUACUUCUUUGCCGAGAUGUGGUUCGGCAUUGUGUUCGCCAUUGUUGUGGAAAUUGUCCCACUGCGCGUUCGGUCGUCGACCAUUGGAGUCUUCCUGUUCGUGAUGAACAAUAUCGGAGGCAAUCUGCCCAUUCUGGUUGAUCCCGUUGCGAAGGUCCUGGGCUAUCGCGGAUCAAUCAUGAUUUUCUAUGCUGGAUUUUAUGGCAUCAGUUCCAUUCUCUUCUUUAUCACGUGCUUCCUGCUGGAAGGCAAAUCAGAUGAGGCAGAGGAGCCGGAAUCACCGAAAAGCCAUCCAGACGCAGUCCUUAAUGCCCGCCAUAUGCACGGGCACGACAACUCCGUCUUCUCCGUGGACGAGACCCUGCCAUCUAACGGACGUCCCGUCCAGUUGCCCCAGCAUCUGCAAAUGUCUAGCAACGGCUACGAAAAGUCUCAGAUUUCUCCGCCGCGACUGAACGGCGCAGAGAGCAGUAGACUAUAGUUUAGCUUAAAACCCGGAACGUUUUUUUUUUAUUAACUACUAUUAUGGAAUUAUUAUUUUAGGGCGUUUUAACGCUUGUUUUAAGUUCGGCUCACUGGCUAAAAUCAACGUACAACAGAAAAGUCUUCUUUGCAAAGGAUACAAAUUACAACAUAUACAAUAAAUAUUAUAACAAUAUUAUGUUGUUCCUUUGACAACCAUUGGAUUGCUUAUGUACAUACAUAUACGGUUGUACUUUAUCCACAAAGAAAUGUAGUUUGCCAGCCGAACUUAAAGCAGGUAUCCUUAUACCUUUACAAAUAGUCCUAAGCGAGGGGUGAGGUUCCCUCAACACUGUAUUUUUAUCGCUAUUAAUUUGUACUUAAUUCGGCAACCGAUGACAAAUGUACAUCCUUAAUAAAGUGCUGUUUUGUUAAAA
Molecule: messenger RNA, 2303 nt
Organism: Drosophila eugracilis
Lineage: Eukaryota; Metazoa; Arthropoda; Insecta; Diptera; Drosophilidae
Product: putative metabolite transport protein HI_1104
Exons: 3
Coding region: 278-1885 (535 amino acids)
Biological process (GO): transmembrane transport
Cellular component (GO): membrane
Molecular function (GO): transmembrane transporter activity
Source: RefSeq, a predicted model, not a curated record